UGAGGGUAUAAAGACACUAAGAAACAGUGACUAUUCUUGAGAAAGUAAAGCAGCCGACCCGUUGACCUGUCAAACCGAAGGCCAUCCCUUAUGGGGCGAAGCCAUCGUAUCAUAUAUUCCACUACCUACCUGCCGCCAUUUCAUUACAUUGUAUUUUCUGAUUUCUCCCUCGCAUUAUUUGCGUCUGCUAGCUCUGCAAAACCUGUCUCAUUCGUUUUUGUUUUCUUAAAAAAAAAAAUUAUGGUGUUGCAAGGCUUGUUUCAUGAAGUUUGACCAUUUGCUCUGAAAAUCGACGAAUUAGUUUGGAAAAACUCCCUCGGAGAAGUAACUGAUAUCGCAAAAAUUUGCGAUUUGUCGAUCGCAGUAAUAAACUGGGAAAAGGUGGCGCGGUGUGGCCCAGCAGCCAUGCUUCGAUUUGUAAACAAAACUUGUUUGAAAAUGGUGUGAGGAAGGGCUUCACAGAGACCGCGCGUGGUUACCGCAUCUUUCAUCGUAUAAUAAAAAUUGAAUCGUUAAAAAGUCUUGGGUGAAUAGGAGCGUCUAAAAACUCUUGAAAUUUUCUAUAACCACACCGUGUUGGUUUGCAAUCUUAAAAAAAAGUUCUCCGCUGAAAGCUGCGCUGAUCGAUGUUGGAAAUUUGACAUUUUUUACUCGGAAUUCAAUUAAUCCCAAGGUGCGAUCAUGACCCGUGAAAUAAAAACAUUGCGUUGUCUUUUUCCUGAACCAAAACCUCCAAGACGUAAAAAUUUUAUCAAGGAAAAUGUCAAAAGUGUACGAAAAAUGGAGCAACUUUUUCACUCUGAUAGUCAAGAAGUCAAAGAUUUGAAGUUAUCUACGCUAAAUAAACAUAAAUUUCCCGUCAAACAUAGAAGUAUAAGCAAUAGUCAAGGUUUUAAUGAACACAAAGUUGUGUCAACUAAAACCAUUGAAGAAGGCAUAGCCAGUUUAUUACUUCAGAAAUCAAGUGAUAGGAAAACCAGUGCUCCAGUUUUUUCUUAUAAAAAACCUAGUUUAAAGAAACAACAACUUAAACCAUCAGUAAACAAAUUAAAUGUUAAAAGAGUCCGAAGUUCAAAAGAUAAUGCUCUGAGCAAAAUUGAAAAUAAGAAUUCCAAAUCUGAAACUCAAAAAAGUGCAUGUGCUGUAAACAAUAAAUUGAAUAGUAAUUACAAUGAUAAUAGCAAUGAUGUGAAAUUGGUAAGCCUAGGAAUACAAACUGUAGACACUGAUGAUAUAGAUAGUUUAUACUCUGAAGGAAUCAUAAGAUAUCCUUCAACAAAAUUCAAAAAUUCUCAAAAUGACUUCAAGGAAGACAAUCCACAAGAAAUUAAAAAUAAUGAAAACUGUAUUGACUCUGAAUGUCAAGUUAAUGAUAGUAAAGAUUAUGUUAAAAUUAACAAAGAAAAAAUUACUUUAGCCAGUAAAUUAGCAUCGCAACUCAGCAACAGCUCUGGACAAAUUAGUCAUCGAAUGGGAGUUGUUCCUAAAUACAUCAAGGAACGUAAAGAAGAACUGGUAAAAGAAAAGUUAGCUAAAGCUGCAGCAAAACAGUCUGAUUGUCCUGUUGGUCACGUUCCAAUACCAGAUAAUGAAAGAAAAGAAACACUUGCCAUGUUGAAAAAAAAUCAUCAAGAACUUGUUAAUGAACUAAAUAUGUUACCAAUCAGAACAGAUACAUUGCGUUCUCAAAAAAGAAAGAUGGAAAUAGAAAAAAAUUUGGAAAAGCUGGAAGAAGCUAUCAAAGUUUUUUCAAGACCAAAAGUUUACGUGAAAGUUGAUGCAUAA
Molecule: messenger RNA, 1785 nt
Organism: Trichogramma pretiosum
Lineage: Eukaryota; Metazoa; Arthropoda; Insecta; Hymenoptera; Trichogrammatidae
Exons: 5
Coding region: 682-1785 (367 amino acids)
Cellular component (GO): cytoplasmic microtubule
Source: RefSeq, a predicted model, not a curated record